Triticum turgidum subsp. durum (durum wheat) is the source of this 1521-nucleotide messenger RNA. The record is from the annotation of a GenBank genome assembly. Lineage: Eukaryota; Viridiplantae; Streptophyta; Magnoliopsida; Poales; Poaceae.
AUGUUCUUGUUUGUUUUGCAGAUUUGCAUUUGCAUUUGCUAUGCCAUUUGGGAGUUUCUCAUAGAACAAGCCAGGUUACAUAAGAUGAGCACAGGAUUCAGCGCAGAGAUCUUUGCGCAGAAGCUUUCGAAGCUUAAUAUUGCACAACAGAGUAUAGAGACUUUAUCGCACUGGUGCAUCUUCCAUCAUCGUUGUUGCCAGGAAGUUGUUGACAUAUGGAAUAAAGAUUUUCACUCAGCUCCUCAAGAGAGAAAGAUAUCUUUGCUGUACCUUGCAAAUGAUAUUAUGCAGAAUAGUAAGAAGGAUGGCAUGAGAUAUAUACAUGAGUUCUUGAAGGUCAUCGCUGCUGCCUUAGAUGACCUGUUCACCAACGGUGAUGAUUUUGGACGAAAUGUUGUAAAAAGACUGGUUGACAUAUGGGAAGAUCGCAAGUUGUUUGGCACCCAAGGACAACUCCUAAAGGAAGAAUACACCCGCAAGUUUAAGGAGCUAAAGUCGAAAAAACCAGGUGGAGAGCUGGUGGAGAAGGUUAUAUCGAGCUACAAGCAUAUGCUGCGGGCACCUGUAGAUGAGGCCAAGUUGAUGAGAGAAUGCAACAGUGCUCUAAGCUUUGUUGACAACCUGAACAAAGAGUAUGGAAAUUCGUACUUAGGGAGCAGCAAUGGAUAUAGCUUUGUGGAGGAGCUGAAGGAACAACAUAGUAUUCUGAGAAACACCAUUGAACAAUUCAAAAUGUCUGAAUCACUCAGGGCCACUCUGGUAUCUGAUUUGAAGGAAGCACUCCAUGAGCAGGAGUUCAAGACAGAACUUGUCAGACACCAACUUCGGGCAGCUCAGGUCAGAUAUAGGAAAGCUGAUGACUUCUGCCAGAAGCUCGGAAUAGAUGUACCAAGGCACGAGCCAUCUAAUGGGGUUGAGAACUCCAGUCUCUCUGAAGUGCCUGCUACUUUUCCCCCAGUUUCAGCUAAUGCUAAUUCUGUCGAGAAGGGACGAUCGACUGCAGUGAUGUAUUCACGGGAAGGAGAUGGAGGUGAGCCUGAGACCCUCAACGGCGGUUUUUCUUCACGAGCCACCAGGGGCAACUUUGAGCAGAAAAUAGAAGGGCACCCUCCUGGUACUAAGAGGCAGAAGAUAGAGAAUGGUAUAUCUGUCCCUCAGCCUGAAGCACCCCCACCCCCACCGCCACCCCCACUCCCGUAUCCUGAUACAUUUGAACAGCCACCACCACCGCCUCAGUAUCCUCCAUCACCAGAGUCUAGCCCACCACCACUUCCACCUUCAAUGCCGCCCCCAAUCCCACCACCACCACCACCACCACCUUCUACAGAUGCAUUUAUGCCAGUUCCUGCUCUUCCAAUGGGAGGAAUGCCAUAUUUCCCACCGUUUCCUCCACCUGUAAACUAUCCCAUGAUCAACAUGCCACCGCCUUUCCCUGGUGCCCCAAACCCUCCUCACCCAGGUUUCCUUGGAUUUGGGGGUCCCUUCUAUGGCCCGCCUUUCCCCUCGGCACCCCAUCAAUGA